Molecule: messenger RNA, 2191 nt
Organism: Megalops cyprinoides (Indo-Pacific tarpon)
Lineage: Eukaryota; Metazoa; Chordata; Actinopteri; Elopiformes; Megalopidae
Gene: ccdc167
Product: coiled-coil domain containing 167
Exons: 4
Coding region: 87-389 (100 amino acids)
Source: RefSeq, a predicted model, not a curated record
GUCAGAAUAGGAGAAGAUUUCAAUAGCACAGUUACGCUUGAUUGCGGUUGGUGUGAUUUACUGUACUUGUAAACAGGGAAAGCAGGAUGACCAAAUCAAAAGAAAAAAAGAGAGAAAAAAUUAGCGUCGCCAGUGAGAUUGACCGUAUCGAGGAACGUCGGGCGCUUUGCCAGGAUAGCCUUGAGAGGGCCGAGUUCAGGAGGCGACGAGAGGAGCUGUCUGAGCAGGACAGACAAGCUCUGGAGGAUGAAAUGACCAUUAUGACAGAAAGGAUCCAAAAAUAUGAGUGUGAGCUGGAGAUGCUGCGAGGGGAGAACAGGCGGAACAUGUUGCUGUCUGUGGCCCUGCUGGCUAUCAGCGUGCUCUUGUACUACGCCCUCAUCAACUAGGACUCUUCAGAGACCCCCCCCCUUGCUAUGCCUUCAUCAGCGGCAGCCAUGUGCGUUUCCAGCCCUACACUGCUGUGUGGUUUGGUCUUCAUUCUUGUUUUUAGGGACGCCGGCAUCACAAAGUCAAGUUAUCCUGUGCUUCAGGUGUAAGUCAAUCACUGAUUGAAUGUAACUCUACAACUGACAGCAUUCUCAGACUGGAAGCACCUAUUUCUUGGUAUAGCGAAUCACUGCAUUGAUCGUCAGAGUCUUCCAUAUAUGUACUGCUGUAUGCCUUCAUUUACUGAUGUUGUCUUUCCAUCUGUAUAUUAUUAUGCCUUGACCGGUUUAAUACUGAGAAUGUUGUGCUGGAGACCUGCUUCAGCUGAACCCCUCUGAAACACCUUGAGCUUUUGAGUAACAGUGCAAGGCACUGCCAGUGUGCAGAGGGGCAGGUUGAAGAAAUUAGGAUUAUUGUACAAAUUCAGAACCACUUGCACAUGUGCACUUACUAUCAUGCAGUGAUGCUAAUUAGCUGUGUUGGCCUUAUGGUUCACAGAAUGUUUGAUGAUUUUGAGAGUAUUGCACUUAUAGACAAGUAAUUACCGUUACCAAUGCCAAAUACAGAAAGGCAAUAACUGUAACAUUGCUCUCACACUGUGGUCAUUUUAUAUCAGUUUGCAGUUAUGUGCAGCAGCUUUAAUAGGUAGUAUUUUUUGAAAGAAGAAAUCUGAAUUUGAGUUUAUUUAAGUACAUUACAGAGAUGCAAAACUCUAUUUAAAGCAAAGGGCAAGCUAUUACAUGUAAUAUGAUUGACAGUGUUACAAUUAAUUACUGCUUAAUAUCGUGCCUGUAUGUGCCAGCAUUCAUUUGUGGGACGUUCAUAAUUGCAUCUUGUUUGACACUUUUGACCACUAGAUGGCAGAGUUGCACAUUGCAUUGUUGUACGUAGGCCUUUGGGAAUCUUUGUGCUUGUUUUUCUUCAAAGCAUGUCACCACCAUCUUUUGCUUUCAUUGCAAAAACGGCUAUUUGUUGAAGUAAUACAUGUUUACAGUUAUGUAUAAUUGUAAUGUGGGUUGUUGUUCUAUAAUUUAUGGCAUAUAAAUCAUGGCAUGAUUUGAGCCACAUUUUUGUUUGUGCAUUUACAUUUAUUCAUGUGGCAAACACUUUUAUCCAAAGCAGCUAAGUGAAAAUGCAAAUCUGCAUCCUCCAAACCUAUACAGAAUGCAAACCUGCAAACCAUGCAAACCUGCAUCCUCCAAACCUAUACAGAAUGCAAACCUGCAAUCCAUGCAAACCUGCAUCCUCUGAACCUGCAAACCAUGCAAACCUGCAUCCUCCAAACCUAUACAGAAUGCAAACCUGCAAACUCUUGCAAGAUAUUCAGUAGGCUUCUAUGACAUGGGGGACUCAGCAGUCUCUGACCAAUGGAAUGCACCAUGUACUGUCUUUGUGUACCAUGUAAUUUUCUCUCUCCUGAAGUGUAAUUAACUAGGGUGUAUUUGAUGUUAUGGCUGCACAAGAGCCAUUCUGUAACAUGUGCCGUGCCUGCAUGGAUUCCUGUAUUACAAUGCAUGCGCAGCUGCAGCUGACGCUAGCCACUUGCACUGCAGUGUCACCAUAGUAACUGUGCUGAAGGGCCACAGCUGGAGAAUCAGAUCAACGAGAAUACUCAUGAAGCCAUUAGCUGCAUGGAUGUGGGGAGCAAACUGGUUUUAAAAUGGUUAGAAAGGACAACUGAUUAAUGAUCACAGAAAUGUCACUAUUGGAUCUAACGUACUAAGUUUGCAUCCAGUUUUAAAACAUUAUGUUUCUAUAAAUA